CUCUAAUAAUUUAAUAUUUAUUCGAUCUCACCCUUCCUCUUUUUUUCCUUCCCUCUUCCAUACUCACCACUACAAGGCAUAGCUAAAAACCCAAUUCCAAUGUCUUCCAUCAUAAAAAUCACAACGUCUUUGGCGUGUCUAGUCACAGCCGUCCUAGCCAAUGGCGGGGACUGCCCACCGGGCAAGGUGUUCUACUCAUGCGCCAACGGAUAUCGGGGAUGCUUCGAGAAGGACCCGUGCGCGCUUCCCCCGUUCACCAGCACCACUAUCAUCGACCCGAAACCCACCUCCAUUGUGGACCGCGAUACCCCAAAACCCACUGAAACUAUCGUCGACACCCCGGGAGUCGGCGCUCGCUCCGAUGACCCGACCCAGUGCGUGCCGGGCAAGGUGUUCUACUCGUGCGCCAACGGAUACCGGGGCUGCUUCGCGAAGGACCCGUGCGAUCUCCCGCCGGCGGCCAAGACAUCCCUCGUGCUGCCGAAACCCACCCAAACCUUCGAGACCAAGGUCCGCCGCGAUACCCCAAAGCCCACUGAAACUAUCGUCGACACCCCGAACGUCGGCGCCCGCUCCGACGACCCGACGCAGUGCCUGCCCGGCAAAGUCUUCUACUCGUGCGCGAACGGGUACCGCGGGUGCUACGCGCAGGACCCGUGCGCGCUGCCCCCGAUCGCCACCACCACUCCCCCCAUCGGCACCGUGACCCCGACCCCGACCCCCACCGCCGGCGUCUGCGCCCCCGGCUCCACCGGCGAGGUCCGCCAGCCCAAGAUGUACAACCUGUACCCGGCGCAGCCCGACCUCGCCGACCCGCCCGUGUCGCAGCUGGAGGUGCACCGCGUGGCGGGGUCCGCCGCUCGCGAGCAAGUGGCGAUCUUCGCCGGGAUCCCCGCGGGCGCGACGCAAUGCGUGCUGCAGUGGCAGGCGGCGGCGGCGAGCGAGCGGCACUUCACCGUGGACGGCAACGGGUCCCUGGAGGCGGCGCGGCUGUCGGGGGUGCCGGCGGAGCCGGUGUCGGCGGGCAGCGUGGCGGGGCAGGUGGGCGGGGAGGAGGGGGUGCUGCACCCGGACUUCACGAACUGGCCGCUGGUGGCGACGGCGCACAACUCGACGGCGGGGGUCAUCGCGUGCGCCGAGGCGCUCGCGUAUAAGUUCGCGAUCAACCAGGACAGCGCUUCGGGAGACGGGAGCGUGUUCCUGGCGCAGGAUGCGAAGAAUGGGCUGUAUGUCAGCUACAAGUGCUAGGCGCGCUGCUGAAGCAACCAAGUAACAAACGAUAGGAAAUAAAGACG
Hypoxylon fragiforme is the source of this 1295-nucleotide messenger RNA. RefSeq lists its product as uncharacterized. The coding region runs from base 100 to 1248 and encodes 382 amino acids. The transcript has a single exon. NCBI's taxonomy places the organism in Eukaryota, Fungi, Ascomycota, Sordariomycetes, Xylariales, Hypoxylaceae. The record is from RefSeq and is a predicted model, not a curated record.